AGUGUCUUACAUCAGCUACAUCUGUGUUGCUGCCUGUCUCCCGCUGCAACUGGCGACGUUUGAAUUCAAACGUGUUUGAACCUUGUCGCUUGUAGCGGGUGCGACAGCGGCAGCCAUAGUUCAAACUGUACAGGGUUUUGUGAGGCAGCAGACAACAUGUCGACGGAUUUCGCCGAAAUUUUAAUAGCAGAAGUUAGUAAGAGGCGCUGUUUAUGGGAUAUAAGAGAGAAAAGCUUCUACAAUAGAGUCAUAUGUGACCAAGAAUGGGCGGCUGUGGCCAAUGCAGUGGGCUCAACAAAAGGCGAAGCCAAAAACAAAUGGAAAUCCCUGAGAAACGGUUUCCGAAGAGAACUGAAGAAGAAACCAAUAACAUCAUCAGGUGAUGCAGCUAACGCAUGGAGUAGCAAGUGGUGUUAUUUCCAGGCGUUGAUGUUUCUUAAGGACAUAAUGACACCAAGAGAGACUGGAACAAAUGUGGCACUUGAAUGUCAACAAUCACUGUCAUCAAAUGGUGACAGUGACACUGAAGUGCCAGAAAUUGGUCUUGGUGAAAAAGUCUUUGACGGCCACGUUGAUUGUGUUCUGACUGAGGAGUUCCUGCCCAGCACAGAAGACCAUAACUCUAUGGUUGCCACAUCACCACCUCCGCCGUCACUGACAGGGACAGCGAAGAGAAGACAAUCUGCUAGUUUUGAGAGAGAACUACUUGAAAUGGAAUCGCAAAAGAUCAAAAUUUUGAAGUCACAAGCCAAAUGUGAGGACAGGAAGUUUUUGUUGUCAUUGGUACCUUAUUUUAAGCAAAUUGAACCACUAGAAAAACUAGAAGUAAUGGGGCAAAUAAUUGAUGUACUGAGAAGCAAAAUUUCAAACAAAAAAUAAUACAAACAAGGGCCUUUUUUUGUCUGUAACAUCUUGUAUCCUGCCAUUGUGAUUUCAGUGAUUCAAGGCUGUGGAUAGCAACUACCAGUACAGUUUUUAUUAGUGACAUGUAUCUGCUUUAAUUGAGUGAUUAAUUUAUACCACUUACCAUAAUGGUCCUUUUGUUUGCAUUUUCAUAGAUUUGUUCAAGCUCCUAUUAGAAAGCAUCCUCAGAAUUUUGUUAUGCGCUGUUGAAACAACGAGACACAGAUCAAGAUUUAUAUAACUUAGGUUCAAGUAGUGCAGUGCAUUGUGGAUAGAUUAAAUCUGUUAAGUAAACUGAUCUGCAGGGAGGCCAUUUGUGAUGUGGCAAAAAGGUUGUGGGAAUUUGUACAUGAGUAUAUUGGGAUAACUGUUUGUACAUUUCAAGAACAAUGAAUGUUUCUGUACUGAGGCCAGAUAUUUGUACUAGAGGAUUGCAGUUUUAUGUAACCGGAGCAGGGAAUAUGCCACAUUUUGGAUAUUGUUUGAAACGUAGUCGGUUUGUUGGUCUGCAGUGAGACAAACAGCUGGUGGUUUUCUGUCAUUCAUCAUGUUCCAUAGAUUACAUCAGGGAGGAGAACCUUCAGGAAUGUGGAGCAAAUCAAGAUAUACACUGCUGUUGGUACAUGCACUGCCUGUACAAGCAUCUUUAUUCCAUUUCUUAUUUCUGGGUUCUGUGUUUAUAGCCACUGCAUUACACUGAGCUUUUCUCUCCCCACAAGAUACUUUAGUGCCAGGAGUUAUCCAGUGUUUAUCUUUCUGUUCAGUAUUGCCCUUGUUUUAUUGUUAAAAAACGAGAUUGGGGUUGUUCCCGGAAUAUAUUUAAGAAAGAGUUAAAGUUACCAUUAACAUGUUUUAUAAAUUUCCCCGCUACAUUAUUUACAUAACUUCUCUCUAUGGUGAUAGUCAUUGUUAAUGGUACUGCGAUAUAACAAUUUUGGUAUGUGGUGUUUAAAGCUUUCCCGGCGUACUGAUUGUUCCAUAAAAACACGGGAGAACUGCCA
Schistocerca nitens (vagrant locust) is the source of this 1904-nucleotide messenger RNA. RefSeq lists its product as uncharacterized. The transcript is spliced from 2 exons. Gene Ontology annotation, molecular function: DNA binding. Gene Ontology annotation, cellular component: transcription regulator complex; nucleus. NCBI's taxonomy places the organism in Eukaryota, Metazoa, Arthropoda, Insecta, Orthoptera, Acrididae. Bases 157 to 879 code for a protein of 240 amino acids. Gene Ontology annotation, biological process: regulation of transcription by RNA polymerase II. The record is from RefSeq and is a predicted model, not a curated record.